CACGAGUGAUCGAGCCGGUACUUCUUGCUCGCGUCGUACAGCUGAGCUCCGUCCGCCAGAAGGUUGUUGUAGCCGGUUAGCGUCAUGGCGAACGUUGCGGAUACAAAGCUCUACGACAUACUCGGAGUUUCGCCAUCUGCUUCUGAAAAUGAACUAAAAAAGGCUUACCGCAAAUUGGCCAAAGAAUAUCAUCCUGACAAGAACCCUGAUGCUGGAGACAAGUUUAAAGAGAUCAGUUUUGCAUAUGAAGUACUGACAAACCCAGAGAAGAAGGAGCUAUAUGAUCGCUAUGGAGAACAGGGGCUCCGGGAAGGAGGCAGUGGAGGGCCUGGCAUGGACGAUAUCUUCUCACAUAUAUUCGGGGGAGGGCUGUUUGGGUUCAUGGGGGGACAGGGAAGAGGACGAAAUGGAGGCAGAAGGAAAGGAGAAGAUAUGGUGCAUCCACUUAAAGUUUCUCUUGAAGACCUCUAUAAUGGGAAAACCACCAAACUGCAGCUCAGUAAAAAUGUGUUGUGUGGUGCCUGUAAUGGUCAGGGAGGUAAAGCAGGAUCGGUUCAGAAGUGUACGACAUGCAGAGGGCGAGGUAUGAGAGUCAUAAUCCGACAGUUGGCUCCUGGCAUGGUUCAACAGAUGCAGUCAGUCUGCACAGAUUGCAGUGGAGAGGGUGAAGUGAUAAAUGAGAAGGACCGCUGUAGAAAAUGUGAAGGUCACAAGGUUUGUAAGGAGACCAAGCUGCUAGAAGUUCAUGUGGACAAAGGAAUGAGACAUGGGCAGAAGAUUACGUUCACUGGGGAAGCUGACCAGGCACCAGGCAUUGAACCAGGCGAUAUUGUUCUUGUCUUACAAGAGAAAGACCAUGAGGACUUCCGUCGUGAAGGACAUGACCUUCACAUGGUUCAACGCAUUGGCCUGGUUGAGGCUCUCUGUGGGUUCCAGAUGACUGUCUCACACCUUGAUGGACGUCAGUUGCUCGUCAAGUACCCACCAGGCAAAGUCAUUGAACCAGGCUGUAUUCGAAUGGUGAAGGGAGAAGGAAUGCCUCACUACAGAAACCCAUUUGAAAAGGGAGACCUUUACAUCAAAUUUGAUGUCCAGUUCCCUGAAAGCAACUGGAUUAGCCCAGAAAAACUGAAUGAACUUGAGUGCUUGUUGCCUGCUCGUGCUGACAAUCCUGUAAUCUCAGGAGACGCAGAGGAAGUUGACCUGACAGAUUUUGACAGGAGUCAAGGAUCAGGAGGCGGAGCCAGGAGAGAGGCCUACAAUGAUAGCUCUGAUGAGGAAGGGGGCCAUCAUGGCCCAGGGGUGCAGUGUGCACACCAAUAGAUAGACUUGUGCAUGAAUACAUGCACACAUGCGCGUGCACAUAAAUACAUGAACAUCCCUUGUGCCCAACUGCUACCACCAGUUAAGACUCUGAUGCACAUACAUGCAUUUGGCACCAUUCUCAAUUUUCAUGGAAAGGAGACACACAAAUGCAGUGGCUGUAUAGAUUCAUCUCCCUUGGGGCUUUGCAGAAAUUGUUUGAGACAUCAAAUUAAAACAAUAAUCUUCAUACAUUUAAAAAUUUGCUCUAAUCUCAUUGUGUAGGAAAUAAAUGUAUAUGGCAUUAUUUGGUACCACCAUGCUGCAUGAUUUUUUUUUUUUUUGUCUGCCGCUGGCUUUGGGAGCCUCAUUAGGACUGAGGAACACAAACACAACAAUACACAAAACUCCUGAAGGAAAACUUGAUGCUAUCUGCAGGAAAACUCGCAAUUUCAAGAUUUGUCUUGGAGCAAGAUGAGAACCCAAAGCACAUAGCCAAAUUUACAGACAUCUUUUAAAAACUAAUAAUGAUUUUGUGGAGCGUUGGACUCCGGAGGAGCAAAGUCUGGAGUUAGUGUCUGUGCAAAACUGAUACGUAACUGCCCUCAGUAAAGGCUGGAACUCAUGCGAAACGUGCACAAAUAAAGUGCAUAUAUUUUUUAUGUAAAAAUAAAUAUAUUUUAAAAAUUUGAAGAUUUGUUUAGAUUUUGAAAUUUAAUAGCAUAAUGGUCAAAAUUUAGGCAUUUCAAAAAAUUGUCACAAAACAAAAUGUAAAAUCCCAAAGGAGAUGAACUCAUUUGACAAUCACUGUAGAUGACGCUGUAAAAUCCACCCUUCUCAGUUCCAUGGUGCCCAUAAGUCACAGAGAUGCUGGCCGUGAGAUGAUCACAUGGGCUUUAUGGACAGUCAAGCUCAUCAUUCUCUCCAGCAAGAAGACAAGUCUCGUUCUCAGACUGCUUUUGAGUUGUGUUCAUACUCAGCUGUUUCUCUUUCGCUGCAGGGAAUACUCUUUUGAGUGUAUAAAAUGCCAUUAUUGACUCGUGUAUAAGGAGUUGUUCAGUCGGCCACAUAAAAGCGCAUGCUGCCUAAACAUUCAAAUCAUUUGAGUCCAUGAAAGUUUCCCACCAUGAUUUUGAAGUUCAUUGUGUUAUUGCUAAGUUUCCCUGCAGUCAACAAAAAUUAAGUAAAUAAAUAAAUUUGGAGGAUUGUAAUGGAAGAGUUUGCCAAAAAUGGAUGUAUUUGUCACAAUUAACCACAUUUCCUGAAAAUGGAAGCAGCUGGACAAAUCGUGAGCACAGUGGGAGAGGUGUCGUAACUGGAAAUCUUGUCACAAACUGUUGAUUUCAAGCCUUGUUACUGAUAAGGUGCAGUUUAGGUAGGUUUAAUCAAUUCAUAUUUUUUAAAUAUUUGAAAAUUGGUGGAAGAAUUUGCAGUGUUGUAAUAUCCAGAGUUGAAAAAUUGGAUUGGACUUUUAAUUCUGCCUGCAGUCAUCACAGCAGCUGAUGUACUUCUGACUCCAAGUUGGAUUUUAGCCCUGCCUGCUGAGUCUCACACGGUUAUAAUCCACUUCAUUAUGGGGUGAAGGUUCUAAUUCUGAAUGAGGUUGGGUAUAACCAGACUGGAACUGAUGGCGUGUUCAUCCAUGCACCAUGUUUUCUCAAUUUUGGAGAUUGUUCAGUGUUUGGUUUUGAUGUUAGUUUAUGAUUCUAAGUUGUCUUCAUUUGAGGCUGGGCACAUUUUUGUAUGUGUGUGUGUGUGUGUGUGUAAUGCAGCAGUUUGGUGUGUGGAAUGCUCAGUGGCUUUCUCCUUUUUUUUUCUUUUUUUUCCCUCCCCUCCUUUUGGACUGCAGUGACUGGACACUAAUAUCAAAGAAGAAUGGGGGUAUAAAAUGAAAGUUUAGUUCCCGCCCUCCUGCUCAGCAGGAUGGAGAGCUUCUCCUUUGGUAGGAAAUGCUUUGUACCCAUACUUUCCUUUGUAUUACAAAUAUCUCCCCACUGUAGCCAAAAUGUCAUUGAACAGGAUGCAGUACACCUGCAGAAUGAUCUUCAGUCCUUGGGUGCAUUUAAAGCUGCUGGCAGAAAGUGAGGACAUCUGUUGGGACGUCUGUACCUCUAUGACUCUUGUGUGGUUUCAGCCACAGAGAAUUUGUGUACACAACUAAAGGAGUCAUCGAUACAUAUUACUGUUGAUGCUUAUGUUUGUCAAGAUAAUUAAGCUGUAUAAUAAAUGAUAACCAUAAGUUU
Messenger RNA from Thalassophryne amazonica, 3545 nucleotides. It is a transcript of the gene dnaja2b, whose product is annotated as DnaJ heat shock protein family (Hsp40) member A2b. Gene Ontology annotation, cellular component: cytosol; cytoplasm. The transcript has 9 exons. NCBI's taxonomy places the organism in Eukaryota, Metazoa, Chordata, Actinopteri, Batrachoidiformes, Batrachoididae. The coding region runs from base 85 to 1323 and encodes 412 amino acids. The record is from RefSeq and is a predicted model, not a curated record. Gene Ontology annotation, molecular function: ATP binding; Hsp70 protein binding. Gene Ontology annotation, biological process: protein refolding; response to heat.